AUGCCUAAGGAGAAGGAGGUGCCUAUUGAUCUUAGUGUGCCAAAAAAAUUUGACGGCAAUAUUGCUUACCCUACUCGGCUAAUUAAGAAUAGUUUGAAUGAGAAGUUUGUGAGGUUUUUUAGGGUGAUGAAGGGCCUACACAUCAACAUUCCUUUCCUUAAGGCGAUCGCACAAAUUCCUUCGUAUGAAAAGUUCCUAAAGGAAAUUAUCUUUAACAAAAAGAAGAUUAAUGAAGAUCUCAUCACUCUUCCUCUUCAAGUUAUUGCUUUGCUCCAACAUGAGAUGCCGAAGAAGCAACAAGAUCCGGGAAGUUUCACUUUGCCGGUUAAAAUUCGCAAUUUGGAGGUCAAGGGUGCUUUGGCCAACCUUGGAGCUAAUGUUAGCUUGAUUCCCUCGUCCAUUUCUAAGCAACUCAAUAUCGAGAUAAUCCCCACAAGAAAGACCAUUCAUCUAGCCGAUAGAUCGGUUGAGAUGUCUUAUGGUGAGCUUGAAGAUGUUCAUAUUUAA
Messenger RNA from Chenopodium quinoa (quinoa), 507 nucleotides. RefSeq lists its product as uncharacterized. The record is from RefSeq and is a predicted model, not a curated record. The transcript has a single exon. Bases 1 to 507 code for a protein of 168 amino acids. NCBI's taxonomy places the organism in Eukaryota, Viridiplantae, Streptophyta, Magnoliopsida, Caryophyllales, Amaranthaceae.